ACCGCAAUGACGUCGCUAGCAACCCAGCUGCAGCGGCUAGCCCUGCCCCAGUCGGAACUGGCUGUACCAGACAAGGACCGGGAACGUGCUUCACUGCUGUUUGAUCCCAAGGAGGCUGCUAAUCUAGACAGGGAUACCUUCUACGCUUUGGGAGUGAAUGGUCUGGAUGAGCUGGCCAACAUCGACCCCGUGUUUACAGACUUCCACAACAACCUGUUCAGUCAGUCGUCUAAAAAUCUGGAGCGAGUCGUCCAGACCAAGGAGGUGAACGCCAGACUGGAUGAGAACAUUUCUCGCUUCCUGACGUGCGUCUCUCCGUACUUCCUGCUGAGACCUGCCCAGAAGGCACUGGAGUGGCUUAUCAACAGGUUCCACAUCCACAGAUUUAACACAGAUGAACUGGUGGCAUGUGUGUUGCCCUAUCACCAGACUAAGAUGUUUGUACGAGUUGUCCAGCUCUUAAAGAUCGACCAGCCAACCAACCGCUGGAACUGGAUGGCAGCCAUUAAGAAACCUGGCACCCCUCUGGCAUGGUCCACUGUUAUCAACCACUGUGCUGCUGAUCUGGGCUUCCUCACCUUCAUCUGUGAUAUGGUGCAGAAGGCAGUCAAGGUUCACUCUUCCCUGGACUCCUCUGCACCCUCCCCCAUGCGUGCCCUCAUCAGUUUCUAUGCCACCACCAUCCUGGGGGCACUGGAGGUCACGGAAAUCAUCAAAGAGAACAUGGUGACAAAACUGCUGCCCUACAUCAUAAAGGGGCUGAAGUCCCGGACUAUUCCGGACUACAAGGCAGCCUCGUAUCUGAUUAUAGGACAGCUGGCUAACAAAAUCACCAUGCAGGGUCUUCUGGUACAGACCACAUCAGCCCACAGCUGUCUGUGGAGGCUGUCACCUGUCUGGCUGUUCUGUGUCACAAACAGCGGGUGGACAAGCUGCCCAAGAGGUCCUUCAAACACCUGUGUAGAGUACCAGGCCUGGUGCAGACCCUGGCCAGACUGGGCACUGCUCAUGACAUCACAGGACUGCUGGCCGUCUUCUUACCAGCACUUGUCAAAGCUGCUGUCAAUGAUACAGUCUCCACCACCACAGGUACCAGCAGUGAGGGUGAGGAUGGUACCACUGGUCCUGUCAGCUACUGUGGUCUUCUGGAGAACCUGCUGUUAGAUGUGGAACUGACAGAAUCACUACAGACACUGGUGGCCAAACAUUUGUUCCAAGAGUACCUCACAGUAAGAGGUCAUGUGGCUGGAAAGUCAUCAGCCACAGUGCAGUCUCUAAAUGAGAGGGUGGGGCCCAUUGUCAAACUGAUUGACAGGAGAUACCCUGUUGCCAUGGAUACCAUCCUGCAGAUCCACAUGGGUCAGAGUUCAGAGGAGGCUUCCCAUGAUGCCGAGCAUGUGCAGGAGUUUGUUAGCUUGUCACUUGGAGGGUUAAAACAUCAGCUGGUCCCUGAAGCACAGACAUCCCUGGUGCUGUCUCUUAACCAUCCCAAUGCUACUGUACGCAAAAAUGCUGUCAAACACCUUCCAAAGGCCUGGGAAAGCCAACAGGGAGAAGCUGAUAUGCAGUUCGUGAGGGAUGGUCUAGUCCAAAGACUUAGAGAUGAUGAUGAUGGUGUUGUAAUGGCUGCACUCGGCAUUAUGAAGGACCUGCCCACCCUACCUAAGGAGGGACUUGAGGACACCUUGAUUCCGCUACUCCGUCGGAGCGGUUUGAGUGAAGCGGCCGCAGAACUCCUGACCAGCGCGGCCCUCCUACAGGAUAACCCUGCCGUUCACGACAAGGUGGCGGUCGCUGUUCUGCCGCUCAUGUUUGUGGUCGUCCCCAACGCCAAGUCUGGGGAGGUCACCACGGCAGCUAUGGUAGCGCGGUCCUACCUGUGUCAGGAGCAUCCGCUGCUCAAAGGGGCCCAGCAAGGUAGACACAACAGUGCACCAUGGAGCCAUCUGAGUCAGAGUAGUGAUGUCAAUGUUGUCAUGGCAACAGCCAAUCAGGGCUUGGUUAGUCAUCUUGCAGGGAACCUGGCAGCCAUGGAAUCAGACACGAGGAAGUCAAUGAUUCAAAAGCUAUAUGAGGCAGCAACAUCUUCCACAGAGGAUUGUUGUGAUCUGCCCAUGGUUGUUAGCUUCAUCCUGGCACAUCUGAUUGGGCAGCUGGACUCGGGCGACCAGGGGGCCUUGUGUCAGCAGGCGCUGGAUCUGGUCUGCAACAGGCUGCACCAAGUGGGGUUCUCAGAAGGCAGCAAGCCAUUGCAGAGAGGGAAGAGUUCACUGGAUGUGCAGAAGCUGAAAUUCCUCCACACCAAGGUUGCCAUCAUGCCACAGAACUUGUCAAUUCACUACCAGAAGAUGAGCUACCAAGGCUUGGGACCUGACAGCCCACAGUUUGUUCCAGUUCUUCUCUGGCUGCUGAACAACAUCAUAGUCAACCUACAUGUUCCUGCAGACUUGAAAUCUCAGCAGUGGUGGAGCCAGCAGACAGCUGAUCCUUCCCAGAAGUCCUACCUGUCCCUGUUGGUACAGCUAUUUGACCUUCUGGUGACCUUCACAUCAGGAAACAAAGCAGAUCACUACAUUCCCCACUGGAGACAGCUCAUGCAGAACUUUCUCAAGGUGCACCUACCAGAGACCACGACCUUAUUCAGGUUCCUGUCCAUGUUAUGGGUGUGUCACCAUGACAACACCAGCCACGCCCGAGCCCUGGUGCAGGUCCGGGCGCUCCACAUGGCAGCUGUGUGCAUCAACAGCUCUGCUGACAAGGCAGUGUCAGAACUACUCAGCAAGGAGUCUGGUGUGCUGCCCUCCCUGCUAGUGACCUUACAGCACAGAGUCCCUACAGUAAGGGAAGCAGCGGUGGCAGUGUUGGGGGCACUGUUGGAAUGGUCAGGCAGCUCCAUGUAUGGAGAGGUCCUAGUGAAGAGACUGGUCCAUGCCAGGGAAGAACUGGUAGCAGACAACAACCACCUGAAACAGGCCCUUCAGGUGCUUUUUAAGCCCUUGGAACAAGCCAAGCUGCCUGUGAGUAAAGCAUCUCCAGGUAAACACAAGCAGAAGGCUGAGGCGAAGCAGGCAGUACUUCAGACCACAUUGGACAACCUUCUUAAUCAUGUGACUGCUGAGGCUACCCCUUGUCAUAUGAAACUGGGUUUACUGGAAGCUCUGCAACUUGUGAACAGUCAGGGUGUAUUAUCUUCCCUGCUGCCCAUGCUGAGUACCCUACUGGAGAAAUGUCCAGAUGGUCUCACACCAGAAGAAGCUGUCAUCCUUCAGCACAUCCUGGUGAGAUACCAGGUCCCCACAGCCCCCCUGCUGCAGCCUUCCCAUCAGGCCCUGCAGCUGUUCCAGAAGUCCAUGGGGAUCAGUGGUAAACCGUGUGAUGGCCAGGAGUCACCACAGACCAUGGCUCUGGGACAGAUCACAAAAGAGUUCUUUUCCUCGCUGCCCUCCCCUGCUGUGCGACAAGCGCUGUUGUGUACCCUGUUUGACCUACAGGUCAUUGCCCCCAACCCUCAAAUUGCCAAGGAGAUCAGCCAUGUUCUCAAAGUGAUUUCCCUCCAGGCUGAAGAAGUUGCUAUAGAGCUGAAGAAGUUCACACAGUCUGCUCCUUCCACCUCAGUUAGAGGUGCCAAGAAGAUAAGAAGAGCUACUCUGCAGGCCAAGGUAACACAGCGGUCAGCGACGGACAGCGAACCGUGGCGCCGAGUGACGGUCAUCCUGGAAAUGCUACAGAACAAGAAGAAAGUGCGGAACCUGCAGCUUAUUGUGCCACCUCUGUUUGCAAUCCUAGCAAGGUGUCUGGAGGAGGAGGAGCAGACACCUGUGGAGUACCUGAAGCAGCUGGUUCUCACCUGUCUACUCAACACCUGUGAGCGACUCUCACCUGACAACAAGCCCUUGCCACCAGCUGUGCUUCCCGAGGAACAGUUUAAUGCUGAGCUGGUUGUGCAGUGUAUCCAGCUGUCUGACAGCCCUCAGACCCAUAACCAGGCACUGCUGUUGCUCGGAACAGCAGCUGGGCUCUUCCCUGAUAAGGUGUUGCACCAGGCCAUGGCUAUCUUCACCUUCAUGGGAGCCCACGUGCUGCGACAGGACGACACCUACAGUCUACAGAUCAUCACCAGAACUGUGGACACGGUCAUACCUGCUCUCAUACAGGCUAGCGAACGGAACCCGUCUCUCACUGUAGCCAACCAGAAGCUGGACAGCAUUGUUGCCAUGGUGAUCCGUGUAUUUGUGGACGCCCUGCCGCACAUACCGGAGCACCGCCGGCAGGCCGUGUUCCAUCAUCUUGUGCGUACCGUUGGUGGGAGUCAGUACCUGUGGACAACGUUAGCGCUGGUGUUUGAGAGUAAAGUGGUGGGGAAGACUGGGGGAGGAGAUCACUCAGAUGGAGAGGACAAGGUGCUAGACACAGAUGCAGAGUUCUGUGUGGAGCUGUGUUCACACUUCCCUCCAGAUGUCCAGGUGCUCAGCCUUGUGAAGUUACUGAAGUAUGUCUCCAGUCUUCCCGAGGACAAAGAGGACCGGAGAGGACCCACUCCAGCCAAGAGGCCUCGGAGGAAUGAACCAGCUCCGUCAGAGAAUCAGUCAGAGCCUCUCUUUGAUGUGGCCAACCAUACGGCUCGCCAGCUGCGGAACUUCAAGUUCCUGGCCAUCAGUUUCUUCCCAGUGUUGCUAGGCAACAGCUCAUUUGUCGGACAGUUGGUGGACUUAGAGAUGGAAGGCAGUGACAAGAUGAGAGGGCUGUACCAAAGUCUACUAGAGGAAACCCUGCAGUACAUCCGCCAGGUUGCCUUGUCCCUUGACAAGAACUCCAACAAUCCUACAGCCAGAUUCUGGAGAGCUCUACUGCACAAAGCCUAUGACACAUUGGAAAAGGUGAAUGCCUUGCUGCCCACCGAAGUGUUCAUUGGAGUGGUGUCAGGUCUGAUGCAGAAUAACAUGGCCACUGUGAGGAAGAAGGCCAUGGAGCUGCUCAACAGCAAACUACAACAACCAGGGCAACAAUGGGCACAGGGGGAGGUCUCUCUACUGCUGGAUAUGCUCCAGGAGUUACAGAAUGUUGCCAUGGCCACCAAAGAAGACACGCCCACAGCUGAGGAGUUGGCUGUUAAUCGGCAGACUGCCCUGUACAGUCUGAAGCUGCUCUGUCGGGCACUAGGAACUGCUCACCCAGACAGCUUUGUGGAGGUUCUGAAGGGGGUUACGAAAAUCAUGGGCAACACUGAGGAAAACCCUUUGGUUGUAUCAGCUGCAUUAUUGUGUCUGGCAGAACUGUGCACCUGUCUGAAGGCUCAUGCCAUCCCCCACCUCCCCGCCUUCAUGCCUCCCCUCAUCAACAUCUGUCAGUCUACACAGCUGGCCAAGAGUCAGGAGUUGUUGCUGCUGAGUGCCCUGACAGCUGCACACAAAGUGUGUGAGAGUCUGCCUCACUUCCUCAGCCCUUACCUGCUGCAGCUACUUCUACAGAUAACCAGAUUGUCCCAGCUGAUGGCAGAGGCAAAGGAGUUUGCUCAGAAGGCCCACAUCACAGCAAGGCUGAAGGCCAUCAGACACUGCCUGGCCAGCACCAUUGCCCCACGUAUCCUCCUCCCUGCCAUAGCACAUUGUUAUGAUGAGCUACAGAAACACACCCAGGGUGGUAUUGGUGCUCUCAUGUCUGUUCUGUCGGAGCGUAUCACCACCAUGUCUAAAGAUGACAUCGGCGCACACCAAUCCCAGAUGGUCACUUUCUUCAUGACUGCACUCAACUACAGAGCCAAACAUGCACAGGAUGACCUUGAAGUUGUACAGCAAGUUGAAGGUCAUGUGAUGGAGGCAGUUCUGUCCUUGGUGAUGAAGUUGUCCGAGGUCACCUUCAGACCCAUGUUCUUCAAGCUGUAUGACUGGGCCAGCCGACCUGACAGUUCCAGGGAACGGUUACUGACGUUCUACCGGCUGGCAGAGGCCAUGGCUGACAGGCUCAAGAGUCUGUUUGUGCUGUUUGCUGGCCACAUUGUCAAAAAUGCUGCCGCUACUCUAGACUCCAACAAUGUCAUCAAAGCAGAAGAGUCGUAUUUUGGUGACAGCGAUGCAGACCAGAGGAAGUCCUCCCUGUUGCUAGGAUACAUCAUGGACUGUCUCCAUAAGGUGUUCCUGUAUGAUAAUGAGAACUUUGUCAACAAGGAGACCUUUGACCUCCUGAUGCAGCCUCUGGUGGACCAG
This is a messenger RNA of Branchiostoma floridae (Florida lancelet), 6203 nucleotides long. RefSeq names its product HEAT repeat-containing protein 1-like. Gene Ontology annotation, biological process: positive regulation of transcription by RNA polymerase I; maturation of SSU-rRNA from tricistronic rRNA transcript (SSU-rRNA, 5.8S rRNA, LSU-rRNA). Gene Ontology annotation, molecular function: snoRNA binding. Gene Ontology annotation, cellular component: small-subunit processome; t-UTP complex; 90S preribosome. The record is from RefSeq and is a predicted model, not a curated record. NCBI's taxonomy places the organism in Eukaryota, Metazoa, Chordata, Leptocardii, Amphioxiformes, Branchiostomatidae.